GAUGGAAUCGAUUGAAGACAUCUCUGCAUUCUUGGGCAUGAUUAAGUUUGACAGUGUAGUGAACACAAUGAUCAUGCUCCCCUGUUGUUCAAGGUGAAUCUUCUCGGAGAAAUGCUAUGUGCUAUGUUCCAGUAAUCAAAGUGUCAACAGUGAACUACAAAGUUAGAGCUGACCUUCCGAUCUCCUCUGACGCCCGAGAGCAGAAACCCCUAUACUAUGAUGUUUUGUACUAUCCCGCAUUUGAUUCCCUCCUCCGUGAUCCAAACUCCCAAGCAACGUAGAAGGACUGACAGAACAUGAAACAGUAGAUCUGAUACAUUGCGUCGAAAGAAAUUUGAUGAAAUGUAUGAUCUGAGAGUGGCAGAAAUCUAGGAAAAAUAUCAGAUCAGGCUUUAUGGCAGAUGAGAUUGCAGUGGGACAAAGGUGGGCAUGGUGAUCACAUGGCUCCUUGGCCCCAGCAAGAACCAUGCUGCCUCACACUUGGCUGUCACUCCCAAGUCUCGAUAUCAAGGCAUGCAGAGCAUCUGAGCUCCUGUUGCAUGCUACCUCUUUUUCAUGGCAGCCUUUUCCCUCACCCUUUCCUCUCAUCUUUGGCCAUGGCAUACUUAUAAUACAUGUUCGUAAUAGCCCUCUCCCACCACCUUAACACAAACAAAGGAACACUCUAGCCCAACUCACCACCAUGUUACUUGUUACUUGCGCUUCUUGGCCUCAUAUGGCAACCUUGUCUUGUUGUUUUGCUUGCGCUGAGGCCUUUAAGACUCCCCUAAGCAGCUUCUUCCUCUCCCCCACGCAAGAAAAGCGAGUUUGGUCUUCAUGUGUUUGUUUAUGUCUGAGGUUUCCUUGGAGUGGGUGUCCGUAGAUAGCUAAUUUACAGAAAGAAAAUGGCGCUGGAAGCUGCGGUGUUCCAACACGGCUUCGCCAUGAAGGAGAUUCACAACAUGGGAGGUGCAGCAUGGCGCUAUGACUUUGGUGCUGGUCCGUUGCAAGAGGAGGAGAAGAGAGUCCUGAUAGAGUGCGAGAUAGGUGGUGGUGGCGGCGGCGAAGGUCGGGAGGUGGUUGAUGGAAAGCGUGGGUGUAAUUGGGACACUUGUUGCUCCACCAUAGCGCAAAACCCCGACGAUUGGGAUGUGAAACCAUCGUCGCCGGCGCCGAAGAAGACCGGGGAGGAACUCGGCGCGGCUGCUGUUUUCCAAGAGGCGGUGGCAGGCCGGCGGAAGAGGCGGCGGGUUAAGAGAUUCAAGAACAAGGAAGAGGUGGAGAACCAGAGGAUGACUCACAUUGCGGUGGAGCGCAACCGGCGGAAGCUGAUGAACGAGUACCUCGCGGUGCUCCGGUCGCUCAUGCCGGCCUCCUACGCCCAAAGGGGUGAUCAAGCUUCCAUAGUUGGAGGUGCCAUAAACUUCGUUAAAGAGCUCGAACACCUGGUCCAAUCUCUCGAGGCUCGGAAGCGGAUCAGAGGAAGAUCUCAGGCAGCUCCUUUUGCUGACUUCUUCACCUUCCCUCAGUACUCCUCAAGCCCCUCAAGCACUGCCAGCGAUGGCAGCACCGGCGACGCGGUGGCGGACAUCGAGGUCACCAUCUUUGAGAGCCAUGCCAACAUCAAGAUCUUCUCGAGGUGGCGACCCAGGCAGCUGCUGGAGUUGGUGCUGGGAUUGCAAGGCCUGCGGCUGACGACGCUACACCUCAACGUGACCACCGUCGACGAAAUGGUUCUCUACUGCUUCAGUCUCAAGGUUGAAGAUGAUUGCCAGUGUACAUCGGUGGAUGUGAUUGCCACAGCAGUCCACCAAAUAAUUGUAAGUGUCGAGGCGGAGGCUGCUCAAAACUAAUCCUAUGAUAUCAUAAUUGUAUGCGCUAUUA
Molecule: messenger RNA, 1863 nt
Organism: Musa acuminata subsp. malaccensis (wild Malaysian banana)
Lineage: Eukaryota; Viridiplantae; Streptophyta; Magnoliopsida; Zingiberales; Musaceae
Product: transcription factor bHLH94
Biological process (GO): regulation of transcription by RNA polymerase II
Molecular function (GO): DNA-binding transcription factor activity, RNA polymerase II-specific; RNA polymerase II cis-regulatory region sequence-specific DNA binding; protein dimerization activity
Source: RefSeq, a predicted model, not a curated record